This is a messenger RNA of Caenorhabditis elegans, 959 nucleotides long. RefSeq names its product C2H2-type domain-containing protein (gene K09H9.7). Lineage: Eukaryota; Metazoa; Nematoda; Chromadorea; Rhabditida; Rhabditidae. Bases 25 to 522 code for a protein of 165 amino acids. The transcript has 5 exons. The record is from RefSeq and is marked reviewed.
GUUUCAGGAAACCAGCGAUUCCCAAUGAAUUCGACUGCAGAUUCUGGAACUUUCGUCGCAAAAUUUAAUGCAUGGAUCGACUUCAUCGGCUCCAAAAAGGCGUUCUUCACCAAUUUGAAAAUUCUCGCUGAGAAUGGAAUUCAUGAAUCAGUGAUUCGAGCACUCGUUCUGCACAAUGCAAAGCUACCAAUCCCAAAAUGUGUUGCAACAGAGAGUUCAGUUGAAAUUUAUAAUUCUGCAACAAUUUCUGGUAUUUUCUCUGCGUUCUCUGUGAGAUGCUGCAAGUGCUCCGAUAAUGUGACAAUUCCAAAUCUGUACAAACAUAUGAAACAACACGUCGAGAAGACGAGAUACUCCUGUUCCACGUGCAGUGGAAGAUUCGAAACAGAAGAAGCAGGCCUCCAUCAUCUCCUGAUUCACCGCAGACGAAGAAACGUCAAGCUCUUCGACGAGUGGGAUGGAGAAGCCGAAAAAAGGAUCGAUCAGCUUCUCAUGCGAUCUGUCGCGAGAAAGCGAGACUGAAACGCAGAAGUUUGGUGUCAAAAACUUGUGGUUGCUCUCUUAUGAUAAUUAUCUCCCCCACCUAUGCCCAAAUCUCUAUCAUUUUUUCCUCCAACUGAUAUUUUUUCCCUCAUUUUUUGAGCCAAGUAACAUUCAUUGUUUAUUGUUUUUAACAUUUUCUAGGCCGGUCUAAGCCGUUUCCACAAAUACUCUUCAAUUUCUAUUUGCCAAUUUCUCCCCAACCAGCUGCAUUCUUGUCCAAUAUGCACAAUUUUUCUUUUUUAUUUUCAUCGUCCCUCUCCCAUCAUUUUUCUCUUUCCCUCGUCACGCACUUAUCUCUGUCACUAUGAGAUUCUUAUCUUCUUUUUCCAUCUUGAAUGUUCACUUUCAGCUCUUUGAGAAUAAUCUUAAAAGUUCUUGUGGCCUGAAAAAUAGUUGAAUAAACUUGGUAUCAGGUA